Corchorus olitorius is the source of this 2709-nucleotide messenger RNA. NCBI's taxonomy places the organism in Eukaryota, Viridiplantae, Streptophyta, Magnoliopsida, Malvales, Malvaceae. The record is from the annotation of a GenBank genome assembly.
AUGUCGGGUAAGAACCCUAGGCCCGCCUCCUCCUCAGUUGGCAAGAACUCGAAAGUCCUUCAAGCCCAGCCUCAGUCCAAAAGCCUUCCUAAAGCCCUCUGUGAUAUCACCAAUGUGUCCAGGAGAACUCUUCUUUUUCUCUGGAAGCCGACAUCCCUAACCCUUUCCCCUCUCCUCCCAUUGCUUCACAACCUUCUGCCGUUUCACCCUCAUCCCUCUCCGAUCCUCCUCCCACCUCUCCUGAUGAACUGCCUCCUGAAACAUCUAACUAGAGCACCUAUGCCGGUCUGGAUGUGCGAGGAUCUGAGUCCGGAAGUGAUUUUUCUCCCGGAGAUAGUGAAUCACUUCCUUCUGAAAUGCAGAUUGAGCAGGAGCCCACCUCCUCCACAUGCCCUGAAGAUAGAAGUGACCUUGCCGAUGAAUCAAUUAUCGAUAAUGGAAUCUGUGCAAUGGAGGGACUCAGUCCUCUCCUUGAGUAAUACCCCCAUUCAAAAUUUAUCAUCCAUGAAGAUCCUCUUUUGGAAUGUCCUUUGGAGAGAUAACUUGGUUGAUGUGUUAAUUGAGGAGCAUUUCUUCCAAGCUGUUACUAUCUCUGUAAAGGCAAAUAAUAAAAGUUGGGAUCUCUCAGUUGUGUACGGCAGCCCCAUCCCAGGUAAUAGAGAAGAGCUUUGGCGAUACAUGAAAGAAAAAAGUGAUAGUUCCAGCAGACCCUGGGCCCUAGGGGGCGAUUUCAACUCCAUCGCCUCUUCGGCUGACAAAUCAAAUUUUAAUAGUAGAGAUGUCAAUCGGUGUAGGAAAUUCCAGGAGAAAAUCAUGUUCCCAGAAGCGGUGGUUCAUCAUCUCCCCAGAAUCAAGUCAGACCAUUGCCCAAUCCUCCUUGAUCUGAAUGGCCAAAUCACUCCCAGACCUGCUCUUCGCCCUUUCAGAUUUGAAGCGGCUUGGUUGAGCCAUAAACACUUCAAAGAUUUUCUCGGAGAAACCUGGAAUCAUGAACAGGGCAAUAUCAUCUCCAAACUGGAUCAGAUUAUUCAAGGUAAAGUGUUGGAGCACAAGUGGAAAACAGUUAAAGCAUCUAGAGGAGGCCAUGGGGUCUCACAUAUCUUCUUUGCUGACGAUUUGGUCCUUUUCUCCCAAGCUAAUACAGAGCAGGUUGCAGUGGUAAAAGACUCCCUGGACAUCUUCAGCAGGUGGUCGGGACAGACUGUUAGCUUAGUUAAAUCCAAGAUUUUCAUUACCAAGAAUACACCAAGAAGGUUGAUGAAUGAAAUUUGUGAGGCAAGCGGAAUUGCAAGAACUGAUGAUCUGGGCAGGUACCUUGGGGUUCCCUUAUUGCAUGGAAGGGUGGCAAAAAAAACCUACUGGGGAUUAGUUGAAAAAGUCCAAUCACGCCUAGCAAGCUGGAAAGUGAAUCACCUCUCUAUUGCAGCGUCUCACACUUGGAAGAGCAUUCUUAAAGCAGGGGAUCUUUUAAGUGGUGGACUUAAAUGGAGAGUGGGAGAUGGAUCAAAAAUAAGUUUUUGGUAUGAUAAAUGGCUCCUCGAUGACAGCAACCUGGCCAGCUUCCUCCACUUAGUGCCCAAUUUGGGGGCAAAAGAUAUUCUGGUAAGUGAGUUCAUCGAUGAAGAAGGUUGGAUGGUGAACAAGCUGCUUGAUUAUAUACCAAGCUUCCUCAUCGCUAGGGUUAUCAACAUCCCAGUCAAUCUCUUUUCUAAGCUUUCAGACUGCAUCAUUUGGUGCAAAACUUCCAAUGGAAACUUCACAACAAAAUCAGCUUUUCAGAGUCUGAAUGCGCACUUACCGUGCUCUAGUCCUUGUAUCAAAGCUAUCUGGAAAAUUAAAGUGCAACCUAAGAUCCAGAAUUUCCUUUGGCUGGCAACCCAGAAUAGGAUCCUUGGUAAUGAUAAUAGAAUGAUUAGAUCCUUCACCACGGAUCCAUCCUGCUCAAUUUGUGGCCACCACUCUGAGUCAGUUCUGCACAUCUUAAGGGACUGCACCAAUGCCAAAGUCAUAUGGGACAUCCUGAUGAUCUCCAGCAAAUUCAGCAGUAGCAGAUCUCUUAACCUGGAGGAAUGGGUCAACCUGAAUGUCAUUAGUUACAAAGAUGAAAAGUUUGGGGACUGGUCUUGGCCUAGUCUAUUCGCUAAUACCUAUGCUGAUGCUAAUACUAAGUGCAAGGUGAAGCAGGUGGUGCAUCUCAGCUGGGAGAAACCGAAAGAGCAGUGGCUUAAGCUUAAUGUCGAUGGGAGUUGGAACCAACAGAAAAAUAUUGCAGCGGCAGGGGGAGUCUUUCGAAAUUCACAGGGGAAUUGGAUUGGUGGAUUUGGAGCUAAUAUGGGAAACUGUAGCAUUGAUAUUGCUGAAAUGUGGGCCAUUUACUACGGUGUGAAGUUUGCUGUGCAACUUAAUUUAAACUUUGUGGAGAUUGAAACUGACUCUUGCAGCUCUGUCCAAGCUAUCACAGGUGGUGUUGAUCCACAUCACCCCCUCUUCCCUCUUGUCAAGGAAAUUAAAGAUAUGCUGAAUGAGUCUUGGACUUGGUCGCUGAAAUUCAUCCCUAGAGAGAAAAACAUGCUGGCUGAUUGGGUAGCAAAAUGGAGCUGUCUCCAACGCCCAGGACUGCAGAAUCUGAGCAGACCCCCAGCUGGUUGUAAUAGCCUGAUUCUGGCGGAUUCCUUGGGUAUCUCGUACCCAAGGAUUAUGACUAUGUAA